Molecule: messenger RNA, 3190 nt
Organism: Xenopus laevis (African clawed frog)
Lineage: Eukaryota; Metazoa; Chordata; Amphibia; Anura; Pipidae
Gene: rnf103.L
Product: ring finger protein 103 L homeolog
Biological process (GO): ERAD pathway; protein ubiquitination
Cellular component (GO): endoplasmic reticulum
Molecular function (GO): ubiquitin-protein transferase activity
Source: RefSeq, marked provisional
GUUGUAUUGGACUUCUAGUUCUACCGUUACCUUUGGCCCUUUUCAAUACUCCCUGAGAUCUGCAGUACUGUCCCCAUUUAACUAUUCUUCCAGUACUUCAGUAUAAACACUCUCCCAUGUGUAACUAGUAAAAACUUAUGUAAACGGUACUUUCUUUUUAUAUCUCUACCACUUCUCUCCCCUAUAUGUCUCGGGCACCCAGUUAUUCUAGAACAUUGUGUACUAAUCCAUAACGAGAGCCCAAGUUUCUCUGAGCAACUUCAACAUCCAGUUAAUUCUGUUCUUUCCUUGUAAAUCAACACUGGAUCCCUCAGUUCCACAGAUAAUCUAUUGAGGCCAGUAUAUUUCCAUUUCUCUCUAAUACCUCAUACCUGCUCAUAAGAGAUCUACUUCUAUGGACAAUACAAAAGCAGUUGCCUAAAUGCCCUUCUGUGUGGUUUCUGUGUGUGACUACCAUGUUCUUCGUCGCUUCCUUUCAUAUGAAACAAUCCGCUUAAUGAUAAGUUUCAAUAAGUGUCUGGAAACAUGAGAGACUGAGAAAAAAAAGAAACAAACCGAUAUUUGAAACCCUUGAACACUGUUUAUACAGGUCCGUUCAUUUUGCUCAGGGAUCCUGCUUGAGGUUACACCCAUCUCUGCCUUGGCAGGGGAAGCAUUGAAAAGAACCUUUUCCUCAACACAGCGGGGAAGAUGUGGCUGAAGCUGUUUUUCCUCCUGCUGUACUUCUCAAUCCUGUUUGUCCUGGCGAGAUUCUUUGAGACGAUUGUGUGGUACGAAACGGGCAUCUUUGCCAGCCAGCUGGUGGACCCUGUGACUCUGAGCUUUCACCAGCUGAAGACUAUAUUGGAAUGCAGGGGUCUGGGAUACUCGGGAUUGCCGGAGAAGAAAGAUGUCAGGGAGCUGGUGGAAAAAUCAGGUGACCUGAUGGAAGGGGAAUUGUAUUCUGCCAUGAAGGAAGAAGAAGCCUCAGAGACUGUGUCCAGCACUAACUUCAGUGGGGAAAUGCACUUUUAUGAACUGGUGGAAGACACAAAAGAUGGCAUCUGGUUGGUGCAGGUAAUUGCAAACGAACGAAGUCCCCUUGUAAGUAGAACCCACUGGGAAAAGAUGGUCAAAAAAGUGACAAAAUUCGGCAUUCGCACCGGGACCUUUAACUGCUCCAGUGAUCCCAGGUACUGCAGAAAGAGAGGGUGGAUGAGAUCAACGCUUAUCAUAUCCGUGCCUCAGACCAGCACUUCUAAAGGCAAAGUGAUGCUGAAGGAGUACAGUGGGCGCAAGAUAGAAACCGAGCACAUUUUCAAGUGGAUAACCGCACACGCUGCCUCGCGGAUUAAAACCAUAUACAAUUCUGAGCACCUGAAAGACGAAUGGAACAACAGCGACCAAUACGGGGUCAAGCUUUACCUUUUCGCCGACCUCGAUCAGCCUCCAGCUUUUUUCUCUGCGCUCAGCGUUAAGUUUACAGGGAGGGUCGAGUUCAUAUUUGUUAAUGUUGGCGACUGGGAUAACACAAGUUGCAUGGCGGAAAUUGGCGUCUUCACGAACCCUUCUUAUGUUUUGAAAACCCCAGAGGGAAUUUACAAGUAUGGAAAUAAUACCGGGGAAUAUAUAUCCCUGAGAGCCAUGGAUGCGUUUUUACGUUCACUGCAGCCGGAAGUGAACGACUUGUUUGUGUUGAGCUUAGUUUUAGUUAAUCUCAUGGCAUGGAUGGACUUGUUCAUCACACAAGGGGCCACCAUCAAACGAUUUGUUGUCCUAAUAAGCACUUUAGGGACGUACAACUCCCUGCUGAUCAUCUCUUGGUUGCCUGUACUGGGAUUUCUGCAACUUCCUUAUCUUGACAGUUUCUAUGAUUAUAGUUUAAAGCUUCUUCGCUACUCUAAUUCAACCACCCUGGCCUCGUGGGUCAGGGCCGAUUGGAUGUUCUACUCCUCGCACCCUGCGCUGUUUCUCGGUACUUACCUUGGUCACGGGCUGCUCAUCGAUUACUUUGAGAAGAAAAGGCGACGUAACAGCAAUGCAGAAGAAGUGAAUGCCAACAAUCUGGAGUGGUUGUCCAGCCUUUGGGACUGGUAUAGCAGCUACCUGUUCCACCCCAUCGCUUCGAUCAACCAUUUUCCCAUGGACUCCGAUUGGGAUGAAGACCCAGACCUGUUUCUCGAGAGGUUAGCGUUUCCCGAUUUAUGGCUUCGUCCUCUGAUCCCAACAGAUUACAUAAAAAAUCUACCAACAUGGCAGUUCCAAUGUCAUUCAGAUGAAGAAACCUCAGAAGGAUCCCAGGAGAGCGACUGCGACUCGGAACUGGAAAACAAUGGUGAUAAACACUUAUGUGAACAGGAUGCUCCUGCCACGUUCCACCAGGCAGAUUCUGCAGUAGAAUGCGCCGAUCACAGUUGCUCGUGUGCCUGUAACACACCAAAAUCCAGCCCAAAUGGUAGCAAAACCAGGUUGUCCUAUGGAUCCAGAUGCACUAAGAACUACAUGGAGCCUAACUGGGCCACGUGGCCUGGGAACAUGUUGCAUUGCACAGAGUGUGUUGUUUGCUUAGAGAAUUUUGAAAAUCGCUCUUUGCUUAUGGGUUUGCCCUGCGGUCACGUAUUUCAUCAAAAUUGCAUUGUGAUGUGGCUGGCUGGAGGGAGACACUGCUGCCCAGUUUGCCGCUGGGCAUCCUAUAAAAAGAAACAUUUUGCACGUCCUCAGUCUUCUACCAGUGAAACCCCUUCCUAGCACCAUAUGUGACCGCCCGUGCGCUUCCUUUGGUUGUAGCUGCUUCCGUAUCAGUUAGAAACGUCAUCAAAUCGGCGUUUUAGUAAAGUGGCCAUAUGCACAUUGCAUCUGUUGAGAGAAUCCAUGUCGUCGCCUUGUGUGUUACGUGUCGUUGCCUGUGUAAGCAGAAAAAAAAACAUUUUUGGGUUUCCAUUUUGAGUCUAUUGCUAUUCGAGUGUAUAUUUCUCAGAUCGGUUACUUCUAAAUAAGAAUUUCGUUCACAUUUUCAAAUGUUAAUUUUUAACACCUAAACUUUAGAUAUACUGUAGACCUUACAGUAUUCUGAGACGUGUGGGAAGGUACGUUUGUUUAAUUGGACUGAAACCUAUAUGAAGGAAUUAAUGCAAAUGAUAGUUGUUCAGUUUGUUUUUAUUGUUAUUUUCUAAUGGGCCUUCUGCUAAAUGUGCAAAAAAAAAAAAAAAAA